CCAGGAUGUGUCCUCCUGGGGAAACGGAGGAGCCAAAUGGGCAGAGGGACCUACCAACUCCCCGGCGGGCACCUGGAGUUCGGUGAAUCAUGGGAGGAGUGCGCGGUCAGGGAAGUGCUGGAAGAAGCCGGAGUGCACUUGGUGAACGUGCGCUUUGCCUCGGUGGUGAACUCCAUCCGGCUGGAGGAGCAGUACCACUACGUCACAAUUAUCAUGCAGGGAGAGCUGGACAGGAGGAGGUCGGGGGAGCCCGAGAACCUGGAGCUGGAGAAGAACGAAGGCUGGACGUGGACACGCUGGGAUCAGUUUCCGCCUGAGGAACAGCUCUUCCUGCCGCUGGCUUGUCUAAGAAAAGAGGGUUUUCAACCAUUCAUCUGAAUCUAACAGUCACCAUGGAAACAUUUUAGUUUACCAAAACAAAAAAAACUUUUUUUCUAAACCUUUAUAUUGUGUUUGGGUCAAAACAGACCCCUUUUCACACUUGAAAGUGGGUCAUUUUCAGCCGAACACAGUAAAAGGCUUAAACAUUUCACUUAUUGGAAUCCAGAUUUUCAUCAUAUACCGCAUAAAAACCACAGAUGUGCUCAAGAAAACAUCACGUUGGCCUUAGUGACGCCCGCUGCUAACACCAACGUCCAGAAGCUAGCGGCCACGGUGACCGCGGCUCCACUGAAGGUCUUGUCGUGGGCGUAGGUGAUGAUGUGCAGAGCUCCACUGUAGGCCUCCUCGCAGGUCGGCUGGAUCUGGUCCUCUGGGAGCUCGAAGCCGAAGUCCCCUUUGUCCCUCAGCUCGAAGGUGUAGGUGUAGGGGAUCCCCUGCAUCCGAGCCCAGUCUCUGGAAGAGCCUGAGUUGGGGU
Messenger RNA from Oryzias melastigma (Indian medaka), 856 nucleotides. RefSeq names its product nudix (nucleoside diphosphate linked moiety X)-type motif 15 (gene nudt15). NCBI's taxonomy places the organism in Eukaryota, Metazoa, Chordata, Actinopteri, Beloniformes, Adrianichthyidae. Gene Ontology annotation, molecular function: 8-oxo-7,8-dihydrodeoxyguanosine triphosphate pyrophosphatase activity. The annotation marks the transcript as partial. Gene Ontology annotation, biological process: dGTP catabolic process. The record is from RefSeq and is a predicted model, not a curated record. Gene Ontology annotation, cellular component: cytosol. The transcript is spliced from 3 exons.